Messenger RNA from Struthio camelus australis, 7642 nucleotides. The record is from RefSeq and is a predicted model, not a curated record. NCBI's taxonomy places the organism in Eukaryota, Metazoa, Chordata, Aves, Struthioniformes, Struthionidae.
ACUUGGAAUUUAGCCUGUGCUGAGAUUCUUUCUGCUUCUCCUCUGCCUGGGUAUAUCCUGACAUCAGCUUAUGCAGAGAGAGCAACUAGAGCUCUGCAAAGACAUUUGUUUAAAUGAAUUUCUGCAGCUGAUUUAAGCCAGCCUGAACUGAAGACUAGAAGCCUAGAAAAUGAAGCUAAAGGAAAUUGAGCGAACAGCUGUUCAGGCAUGGAGUCCAGCAAACAACCACCCCAUUUAUCUAGCAACAGGAACAUCUGCCCAGCAACUGGAUGCAUCCUUCAGUACAAAUGCCACCUUGGAAAUAUUUGAGAUUGACUUCAGGGAUCCCUCCCUGGACAUGAAGCAGAAAGGAACCCUUCCUGCCUCAAACAGGUUUCAUAAGCUGAUCUGGGGUAACUUUGGAAAUGGGUCCCCUGAGUCCUCUGGAGUGGUCAUUGGUGGAGGGGAUAAUGGCGUACUGACAAUGUAUAGUGCACACCAGAUCUUGGCUUCAAAGAGUGAGGCUGUAAUUGGUCAGACAGAGAAGCAUUCAGGCCCUGUUCGAGCUCUUGAUUUCAACCCGUUCCAGAGUAACCUCUUGGCCUCUGGAUCCAAUGAUUCUGAAAUUUUCAUCUGGGACUUGAAUAACUUCAGUGUGCCUAUGACACCAGGGGCUAAAUCGCAGCCUCACGAAGACAUCAGUGUGGUGUCCUGGAAUCGGCAGGUGCAACAUAUCCUGUCCUCUGCUCACCCCAGUGGCAAGGCUGUGGUUUGGGACCUCAGGAAGAAUGAGCCUAUCAUCAAAGUCAGUGACCACAGCAACAGAAUGCAUUGCUCUGGAAUGGCCUGGCACCCAGAAGUUGCAACCCAACUAGUCCUUUCCUCUGAGGAUGACCGCUUGCCAGUGAUCCAAAUAUGGGACUUGCGUUUUGCUACCUCUCCUUUGAGCCAACUCGAAGGGCACACGAGAGGAGUUCUGUCUAUCUCUUGGUGCCAGGCUGACCCUGAACUGCUGUUGAGUAGCGCCAAAGACAACCGGAUCUUGUGCUGGAAUCCAAGUAUGGGGGAGGUGGUUUACGAGUUGCCCAUUCGGAGUCAGUGGUGCUUUGAUGUCCAGUGGUGCCCUAGGAACCCUACGGUCUUCUCUGCUGCCACAUUUGAUGGGUGGAUCAACAUUUAUUCUGUUAUGGGCGGGAGUUUAGAAGCUCAGCAGAAGACUCAGGCUGACAAGAUCUCCUCCUCCUUCAACAACCUUGAUCCCUUUGGCACAGGACGGACCCUCCCUCCUCUGCAAGUGCCGGAGCAAGUAGCUCAGACCACCUUGAUUCCACCAUUAAAAAAGCCACCCAAGUGGAUUCGCAGGCCUGUAGGGGUUUCGUUUGCAUUUGGGGGAAAACUGAUUACCUUUGGUCUUACCAAAGUUCCUGGACAGCAAGUGCAGCAGACUUGCCCACGCCAGGUGUUCAUCAGUCAAGUCACUACUGAAACAGAGUUCCUGGUCCGAUCCAGAGAACUACAGAUGGCCCUGCAGUCAGGCAACCUCCUUGAGUACUGCAAGGGCAAGAUCCAGACAGCAAAGUUGCAGUUCGAUGAGAACCUCUGGAACUUCCUGAAGGUGAAUCUGGAGCAGGAGUCCAGGACUAAACUCCUCAAGCUGCUAGGCUACAGUAAAGAUGAUCUGCAAAAAAAGAUCUCCUCAUGUUUGAGUAAUGGGAUCCCAGAUAAACAGCCCCUUCCUGAGGCAGAUGAGAUGAAUGCUGUGCAACCAGGUCAGCUUUUGAUAAAUUCCAGUGAUGAUGUAGCUGCUGUUUCCUCCUCUUCAGCCUUUUUUGACAACCUCAUCCCACAGGAUAUGAGCACUUUGGAGAUUCCUGUCACAGCAGAUACUGACGGACUCAUCAGCCAGGCCCUUUUGCUGGGGAAUUUUGAGGGUGCAGUGGAAGUGUGUAUGCGGGCAGAACGAUUUGCCGACGCCAUCAUCUUAGCUAUUGCUGGUGGGGAGAACCUCCUAAGAGAGACCCAGAAGCGCUACUUUGCCAAGCGGAAAACAAAAAUUUCCCUGCUUCUUUCCUCCAUUGUGCAACAGAACUGGCAAGAUAUUGUUCGCACAUGUGAUCUACAGAGCUGGAAGGAGGCACUGGCCAUCUUUUUAACAUACUCAAAGCAGGAGGACUAUACCCAGCUCUGUGACAUGCUGGGUGCCCGCUUAGAGUCAGAGGGAGAUGCAGCCCUGUCUGAUGACGCCUGCCUCUGCUAUAUCUCAUCAGGCAAUGUGGAGAGGUUGGUGGAAUGCUGGGUAAAAAACCAUGAGACUUCAUCACCCCUUGCCCUGCAGGAUCUGAUAGAGAAGGUGAUGGUGCUGAGCAGGUCCAUUGAGAUGCUCCGAGGCACAGCAGGGCCAGCGCCAGGCCCUGUCUUGGCGGAACGAAUCACCCAGUAUGCCAGCCUCCUGGCAUCACAAGGAUGCUUGGCAGCCGCAAUGAAUUAUCUACCCAGCAGCUCUAAAGAGCUCCUGAUCCGACAGCUCCGUGACCGGCUCUUCCAUGCUCAGGGAGAGAAUGUGGCUGAUCAACAGCCUCCACCUUUCCCCUACACUCAUAUUCACGUAGGUGUUGCUAAACACGUAUCUCCAGCAGCCAAGAGCAGCUCCACCUCUGAAGGAGCAGCCCACAAACCAAGUCCCAGACAUCCAGAGAAGCCCACCUACCAGUCGUCAUUUACACCUUCAGCACCUGCUCAGUCUUCAGUGCCUUCCCUCUUCACGCCUCAGCCGAUGCCAGCGAUGUCUGUGACUGCUCACCAUGCUGCACCUCCUCAGACCAAUGCUGGUCCACAAACAAGCAUCUAUUCCAGAGGGUCCCCAUACCCACAUUACAACUUGGGCUUGCCUCCAGUGGCAGUUCCAGGGCCCGCACUGUCACAGUCUCAGCCAUUCAGCCCAGCGGGAGCCAGACCUGCUGGUCCAGCUCCUUUUCCCAGCCAGCCUCCUCUGUCAGGACAGUCCAUGGCCAUGGCAUCUCCUGGUGUGCCACCACCUGGACCCACCCUCUUCACUCCAGCCUCUGUCCCAUCAUCUCAGCUCUCUGCAGCUUGUCCUCUCCCUGUGGGAAGCCAGUCUCCUCUUGGAUUCUCUUCAGCGCCGUUCAACUGCCCCAUGAAUAUGGGUUACCCUCAGGGAGGUCCUGGAGCCCCAUCUGCUAAGCCCCUGGCAGCAACCAGCAUUCCUCCACCUCCCACAGGUUUCUUCCCUUGGCUAGAUCCACACUUGGAUCAUGCAGCUCAGGAAUCUUGGACUGAUCCCUCUGCUGCAAGAGGAGGCCUUCAGAAGAAAAAGUUGCCAGAGAAAUUUACACCUCCAGCCCCCAUCACAGCUCCAGUAAUGAGCCUCCCCACGGAGCUCCAAGGGAUCCAUCCUCAGCUCUCCAGGUUGCAAGAAUCUGGCCAGUCACCCCCAGGAGCACCCAAGGAAGGCAGCCUGCAGUAUCACCAGCUGCCUGUGGAGCGGGUCGAGAGAAAGGGAUUGCCCCCUGAGCAUCAGGGUCUGAAGACCACAUUUGACGAUUUGGUGCAGCGCUGCUCUGCUAUUGCCACUGAUCCAAAAACUCGAAGGAAGCUGGAGGAUGCAUUGCAACGGCUGGAGUGCUUGUAUGAGAAGCUCAGAGAGCAGGCACUCUCUCCAACCAUCCUGAUGGGUCUCCAUGAGAUUGCCCGCUGCAUUGAGGCUAGAAACUACCAGCAGGGUCUCCUGGUUCACACCCAAGUGGUGAGCAGCAGCAGUUUCAGUGAGGUGUCUGGCUUCAUGCCCAUCCUGAAAGUCCUCAUGACCAUUGCUGGCAAGCUGAAUGUCUAAAGUCUGAAGCAGCUGGUGCAGUGGUGCACUGAGUUGGUGGACUCCCUCACCUGUUGAUGUGCUGCAGGUUGUGGACUCUCCCUCUGGCUCUGGAGAAAUAAGUCUGUGCCAGUGUCUGGAAUUGUGCUGGGCCAGUGCACCUGGUCCUAUCUGCUCUCCAGAGAGCCUACUGGGGGCUGGGUCUGCUGGAAACUGUUCUUUCUCUCUCUCUCUCUCUCUCUCUCUCUCUCUCUCACAGUGUGAGGCUGUUUCCUAGCCCAGGGAUCUCAAUUUCAGACUGUCCAGGUUACACACAGAUCCUCCCAGAGUUGCUCUUCAUUGGUCUCCUCUUCCCUGUUACCUGACCAGAGAGGGGAAACUCCUUCACUCCCAGGCUGACAUGACUUUUCAGUAGGAAGCAAAGAGAGCUGGCACCUGCAGCACCACCAGACAGAAGAGCCUCAGGGUCUGUUCCCUGCUCGUGCGUAAACUGUUCCUUAGUGACAGCUGGACUCCUUUGGGACUUAAGCUGGGAUGUUCCUGCUCCAUUGGGCUGUGGUCAGGUUCUCUCCUCUCAUUCCUCCUUUCUCUUCAUUCUGAUCCUUGACUCUUUCUCUCUCUCCCUCUCUCUCCUUUGCCCUCUUACCCUGCUACCACUAGGGCUGACUACCAGCCUGCUCUGGGCUCACUUUGGUUCUAUCUCUUUCUUCUGCACUCAAUCCUCUUUCUACAGCCUUCUGUGCACCCUCUCCCACCUCCUUCAUCUCUUCCUCAUAAGCCCCAGGUUUGAGCCUUUUUGUUUUAGGGCUAGGAUUGUUUCCCCCCUUCUAGCUUUGGGGACUCUCCCAUCCUCAGGAAUGCUGGCAGGUUGGACUCCUGCUCAGUGCACUCCUCCCCAGAGCCAGUAGCACCCUGUAUUUGGGCUGAAAGCUGCACUGUCUGGCUCUUGGCCUUUUUCACUUCUUUUAUAUUAGCACAGUUGGCCUGUUGCCAACCAGUGUUUAGGCUCUAAAGGCUUUCCAUAUUGGGAUUUCCAGACAGUCUAAGGGCUUUAGAAGCAGCAGGGGUUGUACAAGUCCCUUAAAGAGUCCCGUUAAGCUGCUCUGAACUGUCUAGAUUUGAGCAGGGGGAGACAGCUCAUUGCUGCAAGUGUGGUGGGUGCAUUCUGCCUAUAGUAAUGGAUGUGUGUGAGGGUGGUUCUGAAAGAUCCCAUGGCACCAUGGUGACAGGAACAUGCUGCAGGGGGUGAUGCUGUCAGGUCUUGAGGAUGUGGCUAUUUUGAGGCUUUUCAUCACUAUGGCAUUUCCUUUGGGAUGAAACAGAUGAAUGAAGCAUAUUUGUCCCGUGGAAGAAGUCUGGGAAGGCAGAUAGGAUUUUAGGACACAUCUGUGUGUGUGUUGUCUUUCCCUCCCUCUCUUCCUUUCACCCUCUUUCUUACUAAACAGGCAGCAUAAAUCCUUAGACCCUGGCAGGGAGCAAGGCUUCUUCCCACCAUUUGGCUGCAGCCUGCCCCCACUUCCUCUGCUUGCUGCUAGAGUGAUACUGCUAUUAUGAGCCCCUGGUUCAGUGACUUAUGCGAAUCAGCCUGCUCUACCAUGAGCCGAGGGAGGAGGGAGAGGGCAGGGCUCACUCUCUCCUUGCCAGGUCAAAGUGCCUCCUUGUUGCUGCUGUGUUCUGUUGCCAUUGCUGUGGUUUGAUGCACUGAGAGAUUACAGAACAGUGAAAUAAAAGCUGCAUUUUGUGAUGCUGCUAGCGUCUUUCGUAGGCUUGGGCCUACAGGCAGCUGCCUGUCACCUCUGCCUUCAGGAGACUUGUCUCAAUCUGCAGGGCCACCCACUGAGUUCUCAGCUAUGGUGAGAAGAGGAAUUCAAAAAGGUGUGGGGCAGACCAGAUUCUGGGCUCUGCUGGUGUGGGCAGCAAACAUCCUUGUGUGGCAAGACCUCAGGCCUAACCCACUGCCCAGAUCACCUUCCGUGGCUGUGACUAUUCAUCUACAUCAGAUGCAACUAGGAGGGCCGUGGGGUGGCUAAUGUUCCCUUGGGGAAUCACAGCGGUUUUUGGCCAUGAUCACGGGGGUUUUGCACUUUAUAUCAGGACUUGAAAGUAUGUCAGCAAGCAAGCAGAGUCCUGAAUGACAUCCUCUCCUGCUGCAAGUCUGCAUUACACCACUAAAGCAGUAUUGCUUAGACUAGGCUGAGGAUGUGACCCCCUUUGUGUAAAUCAGAUUUAUACCACUGAAUUGUCAGUUCUUGCCAUUAGAUAAUAACUUCUGAAUCUAUUGGCCAGUUUCAUUUAAGCUUUUCUGUAAGUAAGAAGUCUGAAGUGAAAGAUCAGUACUUGGAUAAAGCAGGGGAAAUCAAUCUAGCUUUUGCAAAAAAGAGUGAUAUAAGCUCAAAGGAGCUAUUUUCUUUUUGCUACCAGCUGGCUACCUGGUGUACAUGUAUGGGCCUGCCAGUCAACAUGCAAAAAUGUGUGAAAUAAGCAGGACUGUUACCUGGCUCCUGGUUAGAGGACUUGGGAGGAGGCCAAGGUUUAGAGAGAGUGCUUGGUGUGUGAGGAACGUUACAAGGGUCCUUGCUGGAAAGGGAACAGAAUUUGAGGGAUCUGAGGUGUAUGGACACAGUAGAUACAAACUGGAAAAGCAGCUUUAGUCCUGUUGCUCACAGAGGCAAAUACCAACUGGACAGUAGUCUUGCUUGCAGAGAUGUUGCAGCCAGGUCUGGGAGCAGUUAGCAAUCAGACAGCUCCCCAGCUGUCUGCCAAUGGGGAGAUGCAAGUUGUUUUUCAGGAGCUGCACUUGUGUUAUGACCCUUUCUGAAGCUGAACAAGUAAGCAGGUAGCCCCAGGGAUUCUGAUGUGCUUAACCUGUGUAUAAGCAAAGUCCUCAGACUUUCUGACAUGAUUUAAUGAGCAUCAUAUUUCUUAGAUUCUGCUUUUUUGGAUCCAGUUGUAGUACCUUGUGCAGUCCACCCUGGCUGUUUCUUUAACUCAGGCCACUUGUACCACGGAGAAAUAAGCCUGGAUUUUCCUUGUGUUUCUCAGAUGUGUUUGGCUCUCAAUUUCCCUCCAGUGUACUGUUUCUACUAUCCAUGGAUUUGUGUAGGGACUAGCUAUUUAACCUGCCUUUGCAUGUCCUUCCUGCUUGUUCCCUUUGCCAUGUUGUUGCUCAGUUCUGUGCCAGGCCUACUCCAGUGAGCACUGGAGGGCAACCAGGCAAGAGGGGUGGUGAAUUAACCCGCCCAAGGAUCCUUGAGGGGCUCAUGGCAGAGCCAAGGACAGAACCCAGGUCUCUGGGGCCCUCAUGCCAUGUGCUGACUCGCAGGCCUCACUGGACGGAGCUGCUCCAGUUAUAGCACUAUCUCUACUGGCUGGUAACAGCUUCUGGUUUAUGGACAGCAGCUGCUUGGCAUUGCCUCCUCCCCUGUGGGCACAUGCUCCCGCAGCAUCCUGCACUGCUCAACAGAGAAAGCAUUUUCUGCUGGGUGAGAAGGCCUUUGAGUUGACAAAGAGUUGGGGGGGCAGUAGGAAGGGAUCCUUGGGCACAGAGCAAGCUGAGCUCUAAUCCUGUUGCAGAUAACAUCAUGUCUGCAGGCUAGGCUUGUGUGUGUUUGGGGGAGCUGGAGGGGCAGAGAUUGUUAGGCAGUAUUUGUUUGUAAAGCCACUUGCUCUGAAGAUAAUGCUUGCACUAACUUCUAUUGAGGGAGCAGUGUGAGUCCCCACAAAGUCCUUUCCCAAAGUGUCUUUGAAGCCAAGAACCCAUUGAAAGGAAGAAAGGCCAAGAGAGGGGAUUAGUUUGUUCAGCAGCUGUGAAUUUCAGUGGGAGGCUGAUGAACU